CCCCCAUCUGCCAGGGAUGCCUGGCUGCACCCAGAGGAUGGAGCAGCUGAGCGGCUGUUGCUAAACGAGGUUCCCCGGAGCCUCCACGCCGCGGGACAUGGACGAUAGUGGAGCCGGGCUGCUGCCGCCUGCCCCUGGAUUUUAUAAGGACAUUCCUGAAGAGAAUGAACAAGCUGGCGACCUUCCGUCUGACGGAUUUAAGAUGACCUCAUUGGUUGAUGACCGCGUUGACCAGAGAGCGUGCCUUAUCUGUGGGGAUCGUGCCACAGGCCUGCACUAUGGCAUCAUUUCUUGUGAAGGCUGCAAAGGAUUCUUUAAGCGCAGCAUCUGCAAUAAGAGAGUAUACCGAUGUAGUCGGGACAAGAACUGCGUCAUGUCGCGCAAACAGAGGAACCGCUGCCAGUAUUGUCGACUCCUCAAGUGCCUCCAAAUGGGGAUGAACAGGAAAGCAAUCCGAGAAGAUGGGAUGCCGGGUGGAAGAAACAAGAGCAUUGGUCCUGUACAAAUUUCAGAUGAAGAGAUUGAAAGAAUAAUGUCUGGUCAAGAGUUUGAGGAGGAAGCCAACACUUCUUGGAGUAACAAUGGAGACAGUGAUCACAGCUCACCGGGCAAUGGAGUAUCUGAGAGCAACCAGCCUUCCCCUGUAUCCACACCCUCUUCAAGUAGAUCAAUGGAGCUAAAUGGAUUCACUUCUCUACGGGACCAGUAUUUGGGGACCCCCGGACCAACGCACUAUCAGUAUCUACCUCAUCUUUUUAGCUACUCUGCUCAUUCUGCUUUGAUCCCAUCGCAAACACGAAGCCUAGACCCUCAGUCACACACGCUUAUUAACCAGCUUCUAGCGGCAGAAGAUAUGGAACCACUCAACACCCCAAUGCUGAUUGAAGAUGGGUACAAGGUUACUCAGUCUGAGCUGUUUGCCUUGCUGUGUCGGCUCGCAGAUGAGCUCCUCUUCCGUCAGAUCACAUGGGUGAAGAAGUUGCCCUUUUUCUGCGAUCUUUCCAUUAAAGAUUACACGUGCCUGUUGAGCACUACGUGGCAGGAGUUGAUCCUGCUGUCCUCACUCACUACAUACAACAAACAGAUAUUCGGGGAUCUAGCAGAUGUCACCUCUAAAUACUCUCCAUCUGAAGAUGAACUACAUAGAUUUAGUGAGGAAGGCAUGGAAGUGAUGGAGAGACUCAUCUACCUGUUUCGAAAGUUCAGCCAAAUCAAAGUGAGCAAUGAAGAGUACGUCUGCAUGAAAGCCAUUAACUUUCUGAAUCAAGAUAUCCAAGGUCUAAGCAGUAUUUCUCAGCUUGAGCAGCUGAAUAAGAGGUAUUGGUACGUGUGCCAGGACUUUACAGAGUAUAGGUAUCCACAUCAACCCAGCAGAUUCCCAGACCUCAUGAUGUGUUUGCCUGAGAUUCGCUAUAUUGCUGGAAAACUGCUGAAUGUACCUCUGGAGCAAUUGCCUCUGCUUUUUAAAGCUUUUCUCCACUCGUGCAAGACAGGUGCUACUAAAGAGUAAGGAAUGAACAAAGAUUGACCGAAAUGCUGGACCAGGGCUGUCCUGCAUCAGUUGAUGGAGAAACAAAAGGACAAUUAGAGAUCCCUGAAUGGGAGAUUUAAAAAAAAGAAAAAUGUUUUUUAUUUUCUUUUUUUUUUUUUAAACUCUUUUCUUAUCUAUUUAUUUCUUGACAGAGUUGAAUGUAUUAUCUUCAACACGGGUGCACAAACAUAAAUGCAGUUGUUGCAUUUUGUUGCUGUUUACAGACCUAAAAUUUUUAAAGCCUUUUUAUGGGAGGGAUUCUCUUCUUGUUAUGGGAGAGGAUAGAUAUGUUACAGUGUUGCCAUUUUAUGUGUAAUUUUUCUUAAAUUUACCUUUUUUUUUUUUUUUUUUGGGAGUGGGUGAGAAUUUAUUUCAUUAGUUUGAGCAAAGAAAACUACCUCGAUUAUUACUUUUUUUUAAUAGAUUUUGUUUGAAUUUUUUCUAAUAAUAGAUUUUGUUGCUAAAAAUGCUGAGAUUAACUUGUGCAAUUGUUUUUUUUUUUCCCCUGAAUUUUAUGAUUUAUUUUGUGAAUAUUUACAUUGUCUGGCUUUGGGCAAGAAGUAAAUUGUGUAGAUCAUACCGGUAACAAUGGGAUCUCAUAAUGAUAGUUUUUGGCCGAGUGCUCUUUUGUCUGACACCUAUUUCUUUUGAACCUUCUCAUAGAUGCUUGGUUUAACCAAUUUGGUAGGGAGAGAGGAAUACACCGGUGCUUCUAGACACCUACAGCUGCGGCCUAUCUCCCUUGGGAACAAAAGAAUUGAACAUAUUAAAAUCCAGCUUUGAUCCCUCUUUUUUAAAGAUGGCCAUGUCAGUGGAAUUUUCAUUCAGCCAAUCUCCGAAUGUACAUAACAGCCUGGCAUGACAUUUAUGUUUCCUCUAUGGGGAGGGAAACGGUAAGCCACAGUCAGACAGCUCUGACGAUGGCUUCUCCUCUCCCAAAACAAUAGGGUCAGGCAGUAAAAAACUAACAAGCCCCACUCUUCUCUCCACAACCUUAUCUGUGAGUGAAGAGUCUGGAGGCCACCAUACACUUUUGACAGUUGGCAGAAGAUAGUGGGUUUAGCCAACUCAACCAAGGUGGAAGGACACCUUUAAAACAGCUGUCAUCAACUUCAACAGCUACAUUAAGAUGUACUCAACAAGCAAUAAUUUAACCCAUCCUGCUUAAAAAACUAUACAGAAUUUUAAAAUGUUAAAGGAAAUCUGUAGCAAAAACAACUUAUCCCCCUAUCCACAGGAC
This is a messenger RNA of Hyla sarda, 2771 nucleotides long. It is a transcript of the gene NR6A1, whose product is annotated as nuclear receptor subfamily 6 group A member 1. The transcript is spliced from 11 exons. The record is from RefSeq and is a predicted model, not a curated record. Gene Ontology annotation, biological process: regulation of DNA-templated transcription. Lineage: Eukaryota; Metazoa; Chordata; Amphibia; Anura; Hylidae. Bases 98 to 1510 code for a protein of 470 amino acids. Gene Ontology annotation, molecular function: DNA-binding transcription factor activity; sequence-specific DNA binding; zinc ion binding.